Messenger RNA from Arachis stenosperma, 2622 nucleotides. Its product is annotated as microtubule-associated protein 70-5-like. Gene Ontology annotation, molecular function: microtubule binding. The transcript is spliced from 4 exons. NCBI's taxonomy places the organism in Eukaryota, Viridiplantae, Streptophyta, Magnoliopsida, Fabales, Fabaceae. Gene Ontology annotation, biological process: cytoskeleton organization. Bases 1176 to 1544 code for a protein of 122 amino acids. The record is from RefSeq and is a predicted model, not a curated record.
UCCUCCCUGGCCAGGAUCUGGCGACCUAUAGUAAAACCCUCUCGAAAUACUCUUGUAAGACCUACUGCUUCUUCUUCUAACUCAUCGUUGGUAUUCUUCGGUGUCUCACCGACUGUGUUAAGUUAUUCCGAUGAACCAUAAAUUGUAGUUGAGGCAGCUCAAAGGAUUGGACUGCGUUAGACAUCGUUGGUUGUUCCAGCAAACAACCACAACCUAUGUUGUCGAUUUUCCUGUUAGGACUUCUUUAGAUCCAUCACUAGUUGUGUAUUUUUUCGAAUUUCACUUCCAAUUUUUCGUUUUUUGUUCUGUUACUCACUUUCUGUAAACACUGUUCGUGGAAGAAGACUAUUUCAAUUUUGAAUCCAGUAGUUGAUCAUAGUUGUUCAUGGUGGUGUUAAUUAGAUUGAUGGCUAGUGAUGCAUGCUCCUCAAGCACGAGACGAAGCAGAGGUGGAGGCGGCGGACGACGCGAACUCAUAGUUGGAUAUGCAAACUCAUAUUUGUUGCAACCUGGGGAUGUGAAAGAUGGUGUGGCCCCAAAAUGGUUCUGCGAAAAAUAUGUCAUCUUACAUGUUGAAGACAAACACGAACCCGAAUAGGCUAUCUUUUGGAUGCCCAUUAUUAAAGGUAAAACAAACACAUUACAAAUUCUUUGUGUGGGUUGAUGAGCACAUUGUAAGAAUUGGCUGCAUGGUGCCAACAAGGGCAUUAGGUGACACUCAGCCAAAUGAUGUUGUAGAACAUUUGGGAAAAAAAGAACUGGAGAACAUGAUGGCCAAUCUAGAGGAAAGAAUAGUAAACCUAGAGAACAAAAGAAGCAAUAACUAUUGUGAAGAUGGCUUAAAGCAAUUAUCAAAUAACGCAACCAAUUCAAAUGCGUUUUGUAAUCCUUCUAAAGAAGUAAAGUCUAACAUCUUAGGUUUCCUAACUACCAUUAGUGGACUGAGAAAGAGAUCCACAUCACAACGCAGGGGAUCUGCUGUUGAAAACUGUUUGUUUCAGCAGCCAAAUACGAAAAACAUGUUCAAAGACAAUGCUGCUUGGAUGUUAAAACAGGGAAGCCCCGCGAGAAAGAGACAUUGUGCUGCUGAAAAUGUUGUAACGGGGAUAUAGGCAUCGCGAAGCAAAGCUGUUGAUGGUGGUGAAAAGGAAAACGAGACACAUGUGAACACCAACAUGAAGUUCAACUGGUUUAAUAAUGAAUAUGGAGUAGCAGAAAUUAGAAACACUGUUGUGGUGGAUGAAGAUUCCAAAAGUAAGAUACCAAAUGAUUUUGGCAGUGAAGAUGUGGCCUCAUAUUUUGUGUACGUUCAAAAAGAAGUCGUGAAUUUGAAGAAGUCUUGUGAAGUUGAAGACAGUAAUUUGCAAGUCAAAAAUGAAGAAAUUAAGAAAGUUGAUGGACUGACAAACGCCAUGGAAGUAGAGUUGAAGAAAAUGAAGAGAGAAGCAGCUGCAAGAGAGAAGGAGGCUUCAUCAACAAAGUUGGAUGAUAAGAAGAAAACCAGAAGCACAAGCACCUCUAAAAGGGUGACGAAAGAUCAUUGAUGAUUCUUUGUUUGGAGAUAGUUCGAGGCAAAUUAUUUAUCUAUGAUAGUCUGUGAUUUUUCCUUCUAUAAUGUAAAUGCAAAAAUGAGAGAAAUGAAAAGAAAAAAAACUGGUGAUGCAAUUUCCUAAAAUAAACUUUCAUUGACGAAAGUUCAGUAUUGAAAUUUGAUUAUGUAUAUACUGACGUGUUCUUGUUCAACAUAUAGAUCCAUGUAUAUGAUAUGGUCUGUGAUUGUGACUUGUGAGUUAGUUAUACUAGUUCGUCUAUAAAUUAAUGUUGGAUAAAAUUGCUAUUAUCUUAGAGUAACUUGUCCAAAUACCAGAAAUAAUAAUUUUUUUCCCCUGACAUGAAAGCUUAACAAUGCAAUCAUCUUAUAAUUCAAUGUUUGGCAAGUCUGAAAGAGUCGCAGGCAUAAAAUUUGACAAAAUUUAUAGAUUCUAUGUGACUCCCCUGACAGUAAUCAUCUACCCACCACAAUAGAUAAUUGACACCCGAAUAGGGUCUUUAUUACUCUAGUUCAUCACCAAACUUCACAACCAUUAUUUUUCAUUCCAAUCUAGUAAUAUUCAAUGAAUGUGUGGGUUAUUGCAAGCCUAACUAUAUAAAGACUAGGUUGGGUUAUCCUCCAACACUGUUGUGGUUCUUACAAUGGUUGGCAUGAGACCUGUGGCCAUCAUGUAAGUUUAGUUUUUACUUAUUUCAAGUAGUUAGUUAAAAGCCUAUUUAUAUGUUGUCAUUUUUGGUCAAAAUUUGUUGCAUACUAAGGUAAAGGUCGAAUUUUGUUGCAUACUAAGCUAAAUUAUUUCGACCGUGUGUAUUCAUCGUCAUCCCCAUUGAUCUCUUGUUUGGAACAAAGGUGUAGGAUAGGAGAGGAAUUGGUAUUCUCUAAUUUUCCCCUAGUAUUAGUUUAAUUAAGGAAAUAAUGUGUGUAUGUUGUGCUUGGAUUUGGGCUCUGUGAACUAACCCAUAAAAAAUAUUCAUUUUUAUAGUGCAGGUCACUGUACAAGUAAAGUGGGCCAGCGCCAAAAAAUAAUCUUCAUGACAAGUUUCUUCAUCUAGUGGCCCGAAAACUGUAAA